UAUUGAACCGGAAACGAUUGAAUAACACAUGCUAUAACAUCAUUCGGGACAUCACGUGAUUAGGUAGGAUCUCGGCGAUAUGGAGUUGGAGACUUCAAGGUUCCAGUGGACUUGGACUAUUAGAAACUUAAUAUUUUAAUAUUCUUUGAUGGGAUCGAAUUUGUGAUUUCAAUGAAGAAAAUUUUUCAUCUAUGGCCACUUCAUUAGAAACAUUGUGUACUGUAUUUUUGAUUGUGUUGUGUGGAGUUAACGUGCACAAUGCCUCGGGUCCUAUUCAUGUACAUACAUACAACAUGUAUGUACCCGACAUAAGCAGCCAAACAGAUGAUGCUGAAAGUAAGUUGGUUUACUGGGAAAACUUUGAGAAAGCUUUCCAGGAAAAUCCCGAGGCUAUCAAAUCAGCCCUUUUGAUCAGUUAUUUGAGAAAGAGUUUCCCCACUCGCAUCUACGUAGACCAGCAUGGGAAUCGUUACAGCUGGGACAGAAAUCGUGGAUUUGUUCCCGUCAACCAGUACACCAGGCCUGCGAUCCCGGGCUAUCACCAGACCCCUGUGUACACAAACUACCAAAAUCACGUACCGAGUUACCAAAUUCCACCAGCACCUGUCUUCUGGGCACAGUCACCCCAGGGCUGGAUCCCUAUAAGCUCGGACCCUUUUUUCACAUCCUAUACCUCAUAUCCUUUCAACGUUAACAAAUACUGGUGUGAUCCUACCGUUACGGAUUUUAAUAAUGUUAUCCCUCAGCUUUCCACUGAGGUUAGCGCGGAAGACCCAUGUAUGCGACAACAACUUCCAGAUGAGUUUGGGUUAGUCGCGUCUUCCGGCAUGGCUGACAUGUUAUGUGCUCUUUGUCAAGCUAUAAAAAGUAUGGAGUGUGUCUGGAAGUUCUGCUCCCACCCGGAUGGCGUAUACAAAGUCAAAUUGGAUUAUUAAUAGUAUAAGAGUCCAUAUCGUAUCAUGAAAGAGAUUCAUACAUGCAUGACAACAUGUAUGUUUCUAAGAAACAAGGUUCCUCGUACCUCCAAGUUGUUCACUGUGCAAAAGUGGAGCGGAAGUGAUGUCACAAUUCCAUCUAUCCCACUGAAACUGGUAUUGGCAUUCUUGCAUGGCUCUCUGAGCACCGCGCCCAAUGGCGUCCAUAAACAAACCAUACCACUGUAAAAUAAUGGAAAAGCAAUCAUACCAAGGAUAUAAAACAAGUUUGAGAUAGAGUAGUCUACAAGGACAAAGUAGAAAUAAUAGUAUAAAUACUAGCUAUAGAGCAGCAUCACUCUAGUGUCAUGGAUUUCUGUAACAUUGUAAUAAAAUCUGGAUUAGAUGAUUGAUGGUUAUUUAAGAUUGUUUGCUUUUUCAUCAAUCAACUUUCUUCAGUGUUUGUAACUGUUUGAAUAAAAAAUGAAGAAGAAAAAACCCUCAA
Molecule: messenger RNA, 1419 nt
Organism: Ostrea edulis (European flat oyster)
Lineage: Eukaryota; Metazoa; Mollusca; Bivalvia; Ostreida; Ostreidae
Exons: 3
Coding region: 192-935 (247 amino acids)
Source: RefSeq, a predicted model, not a curated record